GGUAGCAGAAAGAGAGAGAGAGAGAGAGAGAGAGGGGAUGUUGCGUUUUGCGCUCACAACACAAGCCUGCGCAGUGUUCUUCUCCCCCAUCUCGUUUCUUGGGCCAUAGCCAUCACCAAUACCAAUGAACGUGUCCUCUUUUCCUGUUUUACCCUUUCCGACCCUCUUAUAGUAUAUUUUUAUUUUUACACUGAAAAUGAAAUGAAAACGGGUUUUCUCCCUCCCCCGACUUGUUCGCUUUUUUCACUUUAACUACAUAUUCACGCACAUAUAUAUUCCCACUUCGUAUUUUCGUUUCUGCUCAUUCUGCUCCCUCCCUCGUCUCAUCGCAACGCAACGAUAUGCUUCUUCUUCCAUCAACACCCUUCUAACUGAUUCUGAUCAUCAACACAACCCAACCCAUUUCAUGAUCUGGGUGGCUUCGUCUGGAGAGAGAGAGAGAAAUUGGAUUUUGACACAUUCCCAGGUCUUAAAAUGCUGCUUCUUUGAGAGGGGUUUCAUGGGUUGAACUCGGAGAAUCAUGGGUAGCUUCAGCGAAGACGAGGAAUGUCGGUUUUUCGAUGCUCAAGAGGAUGUUGUUGUGUCCAUUGCAGAUGAUGAAGGGGUAUCCAAUGGUUUUGAUUAUGAAAUGUGGAUUCGGAGUCCAAGGAGUGUGAGUGAGCGUAGGGGCACGUUUAUGAAGAGGAUGGGACUGAGUAGUGUGGAUUUGGUUGCCCUUGAGAAUGAAAACUCAGUAGAUGUGUGUAGUGUUGAGUGUAAAGAGGAAGUGAUGGAUAGAGUAAAUGUUAACAGUGGCGCUGUGACCCGAAAUUGUGUUAUGGAAGAGGAAUUCUGUUCAAGCAGGACAUCAAUGUCUUGUUGGUCUAGGGAGAAUUCUUCAGGGGGGUUUGGUAUAGUGGAUAACUCGCCGUGUCAAGAUGGAAAUUUGGAUCAGGAGGGGCUGCAGUGUAGGGAGAUGAGUGAGGGAAGAGAUCUGGAUUCAGAUCGGUCAGUGGUUGCAGAGGAACAUAAGGAAUCGGAGAAUGCCUUUAGGGAAACGGAUGCUAAUGUUUCUGUUGGGAAGAUGAACAAGUAUAAAAAGGGUUGGCUCAGAAGAUUGCGGUCGAUAACGUGCAUGCUUAAUAGGCAAGAUGAAGGUGAUAAUGGGAGAGAAGAAGGUCUUGGUGAAAUGUCAGGAACUUGUAGGCUUCAGAAAGUUAAGGUCCGUCAGUCCAAGAAGCAAAUGAAGGAACUUUCGGCUCUUUACAUUAGGCAAGAUUUCCAAGCACAUGAAGGUUCGAUUUUGACCAUGAAGUUCAGUCCUGAUGGGCAGUAUCUUGCUAGUGGUGGUGAAGACGGGGUUGUGCGCUUAUGGCAAGUGGUUGAGGAGGAUAGGUGUAAUGAAGUUGACAUUCCAGAAAUUGAUCCAUCCUGCAUUUAUUUUACUGUAAAUAAUCUCUCUGAAUUGACACCACUGUUUAUGGAUAAAGAAAAAAUAAGCAAACUGAAGAGCCUGAAAAAAACAUCAGAUUCAGCUUGCAUUGUUUUUCCUCCUAAGAUCUUUCGGUUGUUGGAGAAACCAUUGCAUGAGUUUCGGGGGCACAGAGGUGAAGUUUUGGAUCUCUCUUGGUCAAACAAUAAUUAUCUUCUGUCAUCUUCAGUUGACAAAACUGUCCGUCUAUGGCAAGUGAAUCAUGACCAUUGCUUGAAAGUUUUCUCACACAGUAAUUAUGUGACGUGCAUACAAUUCAAUCCUGUGGAUGAUAAUUAUUUCAUUAGUGGAUCUAUAGAUGGGAAAGUGCGCAUCUGGGCAAUUCCUGAUUGUCAUGUUGUUGAUUGGAUUGAUAUCAAAGAUAUAGUGACGGCAGUAUGCUAUCGGCCUGAUGGGCAGGGAGGGAUCAUUGGCUCCUUGACUGGCAAUUGUCGAUUUUAUAAUGUAUCAGAGAAUCUCUUGCAAUUGGAUUCCCAACUAUGCUUAAUUGGUAAAAAGAAACUUCCUGGCAGAGGGAUAACUGGGUUUCAGUUUCUUCCACAAGAUUCUAACAAAGUUAUGGUCUCCUGUGCUGAUUCACAAGUCAGAAUCCUUGACGGGCUUAAUGUGAUUGGCAAGUACAAAAGCCUUAGCACGGGGAGCCCAAUGUGUGCAUCAAUGACUUCUGAUGGGAAACAUAUUCUAUCAGCAUGUGAGGACUCUAAUGUAUAUCUAUGGAAUGUUAGUCAAGAAGAGUCUAAUCCCUUAAAAGCUAAGAAGAUUACGUCUUGUGAGCGGUUUUUCUCAAAUGCAUCCGUAGCAGUACCUUGGCAUGGUUUGAAAUCUCAAAAUAUUGAAAUCGAACAUCAACUGGAUGCCUUGGAUAAAACAUCAUCUCAAGUUAUACAACUCAGUCCACCUGCUUCGUUCUCUCUGAGUCAAGAGUUCUUCUUGGAGUCUUUUCCAAAGGGAUCUGCAACUUGGCCAGAGGAGAAGCUUCCUGUUUCAAGCCCCAAGGCUAAAGCAUCAGUGAUGCGUAAAUCCGAAUACAAGUUCUUGAAAUCUUCUUGCAAGAGUACCUCCUCUGCUCAUGCGUGGGGUAUGGUCAUUGUCACUGCUGGCUGGGAUGGUAGGAUAAAAUCAUUCCACAAUUAUGGGCUACCUAUACCGGCUUGAAAUGAAGCGACUUUUCCUACACUGGAGAGUAGAAUCAGGAUUCAUUGCUUUUACUGGACACAUUGUCCUUGGAAAAAUUACAUGCUGCAAAUGUUCAGUGAUUUAAGAGCGACUUUAAAAUUUGGCAGCAUCGGUAACAAAAAUCCCGGUUGAGGUAAAGAUCUCAAGCAGGAGUCGCAGUUUAGAUGCGUCCUGAACACUGGCUUUUUGGAGGGUCCCCUUUCAGAUAUCAGGGAAUUUAUAGUGCUAAUCGGUUAAUGACAAGUGGUGGCACUAUCAUGGUUCUAAUGUAACCCUGCUGGAAAUUAGCAAGUGGCCAAGGUUUUAGCUUGUCUUGGCACCCAGUCUAAAUUGCCUUUAGCUACACAAGAAUCUGCUGGCCCCUAAAAGAGAUGCAAAGUCAUGUGUUAGGAACUUGGGAGAGGGGCCUAUGAGAUAUUAUUUUGAUAUGUUGUGGGUCUAUUAUUUUGCCAAAAGAUGAAAGGAGGAGAUUCAAGAGCUAGUGGCUCAAGUUCUCACACUAUGAUGAAAAUGCUGGGAGGGUGAUGAUGAUUUUAACUAAAUGAAUCUCUUUGUCUGCCAAUCUUCCCGUCCAACUCAUGGUAGGGCCUUCUUGUGCCUGAGGUUAAUACUUGCAAAGUGUGGUGAGGAUGUUUGUGGCGGUCAUUUCUGUUUUUUAGAAUAGGUGCCUUUUAGCUGCCUGUUGCUCCAAUCAUACAAACAGUACGAACAACAAAUCCGGUUGCUUUCUGUUUAGUGGCUUCCAGUCUACUUGACUGUCACAGUCUAUGGCAACUGAUGAUGCAGUGCUGCUGACAAUUAUUAUUACUAACAAACAUUCUGAGUAUGGUCUCAAUUUUAGGCUGACACCACUUUUUUUCCUUCUUUCUUUCCUUUUAUUUGAGUUAUUAUUACAAGUAUCUUAUCUUUUUCUAUUUUGACACAACAAUACUAUCUCCAUUUUGUUGUUGGCAGAUAUGUAAAUUUGUAAACUUGUGUAAGUAAAAUUUUGUUGGCUUAGCCCAAUGGUUGGUGGAAAUACAAAAUUAAACAUGAGUUCUUUGCA
This is a messenger RNA of Glycine soja, 3692 nucleotides long. RefSeq names its product WD repeat-containing protein 44-like. Gene Ontology annotation, molecular function: protein binding. The coding region runs from base 521 to 2626 and encodes 701 amino acids. The record is from RefSeq and is a predicted model, not a curated record. The transcript has 8 exons. NCBI's taxonomy places the organism in Eukaryota, Viridiplantae, Streptophyta, Magnoliopsida, Fabales, Fabaceae.